AUGCAGAGCUCUGAGUCUCUGUGAUAACGUGGCCUCCUGUUUGCAAAGAACUUCCUCUAAAGUCACAAGUAAAAUACAUGAAGCUGGAAACUUAAAUGAUAUGCAUGUAUUUCAGAGGCAUGCACAUCCAGCACAGGGUUUGUGCUGCUGCAACUAGAAAAACAAAAGACUUCUAUACCUAUAAAUAUGUUUCAUUGUUUUUAAAAAUGCUAGUUUGAGAUCUUUGCUUUUCUAUGGUGCAGCCACUCCCUCUUGACAACAUUACAAUACACAGUACACCCUCCUGAGCCGAUAGGGUAUAUUAACAGGUUUAGGCAAACAACCAUUGACUCAUCUGCAGUGACGCUUGUGAAUGAGGAACAAGUAAGCUCAUUGAAGGUUUCUGUUUCAUUUCACGAGGCCGUUUGAUAAAAGCAUUUUCACAUAGCAGACAUUGAGAUGAUGAGAUAUAAAACAGUGAUAAGAUUCCUCUUUAGCACUGGGAUCUUUUUUCAAGCCUGUAAAUCAGACGUGAGUUGCAGGAAUGACGAUGGAGAUGAGGUCGACUGGUACAUCUUAUACAAGUUGCCAAACAUGAACGACGGUGGUCUGUCAUAUCUGUACAUGGAUGAGAGCACCAAUGGUUGGAUACCCAGCCAAGAGAAUAUCAACAGCAACUCUGGCACCCUGGCCCACACCCUGAAACCUCUUCUCGACUUCUACGACAGAAAGACGGAAGGAUUUGGAUAUUUGCUCUAUAACGAUCAGCCUUCGGAACUCAAGCCAGCUCCUGCAUCAUUUGGACACAGUAAAGGAGUUGUAAUGUUGGAUGAACGAACUGGAGUCUGGCUCUCUCACAGCACUCCAAAAUUUCCAACAUAUCAGAGUAAAGACUUCUGGCCCCCAAGUGGAAACGCUAAUGCUCAAACGUUUAUAUGUGUCACUUACUCCUAUGCUUCAUUCAAACAAAUAGGACUGCAGCUCCAAUACAUCCAUGCCUUUUCAUACGACUCUAGCAUACCCAAAACCUUUCUACCUGACCUGCGCUGUGUGGCACUGAGAACCUGCUACCCAAAGACGACGCCCUGGUUUAGACUCAUGACGCUGACGUCAGUGAAUGGACAGAGGUUCACCAGCUUUGCAAAAUACACACGAUUUGGGGAUGAUAUCUACUCUGGCUUCAUUGUAAGUCACUUGAAGCAGGAUCUGUACGUCAAGAGCUGGGGAAAGAUGCGUCGCCCUCUGCCUUCUAACUGCAGCAUCCCUCACCAUGUGUACAAUGUGAAGAAGGUACAACUUCCCGGCACGCAGACCUUCCCCGACACUGUCGAUCACUCCAAGUGGAGCCUGACUGCUGACCGUGGCUGGACCUGCAUCGCCGACAUGAACAGGGAGAUGAGUCAGAUGGGCAGAGGCGGAGGAGCCAUAUGCAUCAAUGAUGCUGUGAUAGGUGACGCUUUCUAUUCACUGAUCAGGGAGACAGAGCAAUGUGGCAGUGAACAUGCUGGUGUUCCGCAAAAAGAGCUUUAAGGGCACAACCCUCUGCAAUUUCUCUUAUUUAAAGACAGAAAACUGAGGUGACUUUUCCUGAAAUUGAAAUUAUUGACCUUUGGCUGCAGGGUUAGAUGAGUAGACAUUUUUCCCUGCAUUGUAUUUCUUUUAAACAAUAUUUCCUCGUAUUUCGUUUUGUUUUGUUAUAUUUAGAAUAUGUCUUUUUUCAAAUUGUUCAGAACCAAGUUUUUAUUGAGCUUCUUUGGGUUGUACUUUAUUUUUGUGUGUACCAUGUGUUUUGCUUUUGUUCUUCAUAUAAUCAGGAAAUUGAAAAAAUACACGUUAAAUACUAAUCAUUUAAUAAAAAUUGAAAUAAGAGUUACACUGCAUGGGUUGUAUGCAUUUUAAUGAGAUGUUUCCUGUUUGUUUGACUUUUUAUGAAACAGGAACUGGUGUUUCACACAACUAGAUGAUGAUUGACGAUUUUUAAUCUUGUAGGAGAAGGAAGUGACUUCACAGAAAUGCAGAGCUCUGAGUCUCUGUGAUAAUGUGGCCUCCUGUUUGCAACAAACUUCCUCUAAAGUCACAAGUAAAAUACAUGAAGCUGGAAACUUAAAUGAUAUGCAUGUAUUUCAGAGGCAUGCACAUCCAGCAUGAUAGAAUGGUAAACUUUUUAUUUUUAAGUAGUCAAAAAGAUAGAAAACAAUGUACUCAAGAAAAUUAAGUACCAUAUUAACGUUUCUACUCUGGUCAAAGUAAGUGAGUUUGAAUAUACUAUUUAAACUAAAAAUAUUUGAGGCUAUUCCCCAAUGCAAAGGUCUAUUACAUGUGGUUGAGUCGCGGCUUCUUCCAAGUUCAUUUCAGGUUCCCCUCUCGUUAUUGAUUACUUUUAGAGAUAUAGAGAAAGAGAA
Messenger RNA from Platichthys flesus (European flounder), 2381 nucleotides. Its product is annotated as deoxyribonuclease-2-alpha-like. The transcript is spliced from 7 exons. Gene Ontology annotation, molecular function: deoxyribonuclease II activity. The record is from RefSeq and is a predicted model, not a curated record. NCBI's taxonomy places the organism in Eukaryota, Metazoa, Chordata, Actinopteri, Pleuronectiformes, Pleuronectidae. The coding region runs from base 439 to 1509 and encodes 356 amino acids. Gene Ontology annotation, biological process: apoptotic DNA fragmentation.